Molecule: messenger RNA, 3600 nt
Organism: Brenthis ino (lesser marbled fritillary)
Lineage: Eukaryota; Metazoa; Arthropoda; Insecta; Lepidoptera; Nymphalidae
Source: the annotation of a GenBank genome assembly
AUGGUGGCACUAGAUGCAGAUAUGAACAGGGAUGACGACUGUGACAAUAUUGGUCUAGGAUGUGCUUUGGAACACUUUUCUGAGGUUGAAGAGGUGCUAUCUAUGAUCGACAAUGUGAGAAAUAUCUAUAACACUCCAAGUUUUGAAGUUGAAUAUGAUAAAUUGUAUACUAUUCUUAAACAAUAUUAUGAGCAGCCUCACCUACUUGAUCCACAUUUGGACAAAAUGUUAGCCAAGUUUAUGAACAUAAUCAAGGAUAAAGAGGCAGCAUUUGAAAUAAAACAUGCAGCUUUUAACUAUAUGUAUCAAAUAAUAAGGGUCAGGGGCUAUAAAGUGGUUGUUAGGCACCUGCCACAUGAGGUUACAGAUCUCUUAACAGUUCUUACUUAUCUGGAAGCUCAAGAUCCACUAGAUAAAGAAACAUGGAGAAGUAGAUUUGUUUUGUUGCUUUGGCUUUCGAUAGUUGUCAUCAUUCCAUUUCAUAUGAGCCGACUAGAUGGAUUUGCUCCAGAUCAGCCAGGGACAGCUGGUACUUCAAAAAAAUUAACUGUAAUGGAGAGAAUAUUUAAUAUUUGUAAGACUUAUGCUAUGAGCAAAGACAGCUGUGGAGAAGCUAGUGCUUAUUUGGCAUCAAAAUUUUUAAUAAGGUCUGAUGUAAAAGAACUAUACAUGAAAUCAUUUUUUGAUUGGGCCUGUGACUUACAUUCCAAUUUGCAAGAAGAAGAUACUAUUUACUAUGGAGUCUUGGCUGCGGUAGCUGCAGUCUUAAAGCAUGGGAAAAGAGAUGACUUAUUGCCCUUUACACCGAAACUAUUAGAAUGGGUGACAAAACAAAAUUAUAAGCAACAUAAUGCCAUGUUAGUCAGGAAAUAUGGUGUUAAGAUUGUACAAAGAAUUGGUUUAACAUUCCUCCGCCCCCGCGUAGUCUCAUGGCGCUACACACGCGGCUCCCGCUCCCUAGCAGUAACUCUAGGGGCUGCAACAGCCGCAGCUGGGGACACUGAGACCAUCACCACACCCCCGGAUGAUGAUGACCAGGAUAUACCUCAGGAGGUAGAAGACGUAGUGGAACUCCUUCUCUGCUCGCUGCGCGACGACGACACAGUGGUGCGGUGGUCCGCCGCGAAGGGCGUGGGCCGCAUCGGCGCGCGGCUGCCGGCGCUGGCCGCGGCCGACGUGUGCGAGAGCGUGCUCACGCUGUUCGCGGACAACGAGCGGGAGACGGCCUGGCAUGGCGGCUGCAUGGCGCUGGCAGAGUUGGGUCGCCGCGGGCUGAUCUCGCCGACGCAGCUGGGCGCGGCGGUGCGCGCGGCGGCGGCGGCGCUGCGGCGCGACGAGGCGCGCGCGGCGGGCGGCGGCGCGCGGGCGGCGCGCGACGCGGCCUGCCACGCCGCCUGGGCCAUCGCUCGCGCCUACGACGCGCCCGCGCUGCGCCCGCACGCUGACCUGCUCGCGUGCGCGCUUAUCGCGACCGCAUGCUUCGACAGAGAGAUCAACUGCCGCCGCGCGGCGUCGGCGGCGUACCAGGAGAACGUGGGGCGGCACGGGCUGUUCCCGCACGGCAUCGAGGCGCUGACGGCCGCCGACUUCCACGCGGUGGGCCCGCGCGCGCACGCCUACCUGCGCGUGGCGCCGCGCGUGGCCGCGCUGCCGCCCUACGCGCGCCCGCUGCUCGACCACCUCGCCGACCUCAAGCUGGAGCACUGGGACGUGGCCGUGCGCGAGCUGGCCGCCAGGGCGCUCGGGAACCUCACCGACAAGAUGCCAGAGUAUGUCGCGACUGAAUUGCUUCCAAAACUGAUAAAGAAGACGGAAUCUAUAGAUCUGAACGUAAGACACGGCGCCAUUCUCGGCAUUGGGGAGGCCAUAUACGCGCUCUCUCAGACUGAGUUGCCUGAUGGGCGCAAGGGGGACUCGCUGGUGGGCGCGGCGGAGUGGGCGCGCGUGCGCGGGCUGGCGGCGGCGCUGCGCGCGCGCCAGUUGCUGCGCGGGCUGGGCGGCGAGCUCAUGCGCCAGGCCGCCUGCGCCGCCGCCGCGCGCCUCGCGCGCGCCGCCGCGCCGCUGCCGCCCGCCGCUGUCGACGAGUGGCUCAGUCUUGUAGAGGAAUGCCUCUCACACGAAGUGCAAGCAAUACGAGAAAAGGCAAUCGAAGCUUUACCGCAUAUAUUCGAGCAAUAUUUCAAAGACGACAAUCUUCAGUACGGCGAUAUGAGUGCCAAGCAGAAGAGAAUGCAGUUAGUGGAGAAGUAUUGCGAGCAGCUAGGAAAUACUGGCGUCAAUGGCUUGUUUUUGAGAAUGGGUUAUGCGAGAGCUAUUGGCGCUUUACCACAAUUCGUGGUGGAGGAGCAGAUGGAGCUGAUAGUGGGCGCCCUGAUCGAGUGUAGCCGCGUGACGGAGGGCACGGCCAAGUGGGCGGAGGCGCGGCGGGACGCAGCGGCGGCGCUGGCGGCGGCGACGGCGGCGGCGCCGGCGCGCGCGCGGCCCGAGCUGCUGGCGCGCGCGCGCGCCGCGCUGCUGGCCGGCCUGCACGAGUACACCGUGGACAUGCGCGGCGACAUCGGCGCCUGGGUGCGCGAGGCCUGCAUGACGGGGCUGCUGGCGCUGUGCCGGCAGUGCGCGGCGCAGGCGCCGGAGCUGAACGCCGCGGCGGCGGUGGCGGCGGUGGCGCGCGGCGUGGCGCAGCAGGCCGUGGAGAAGAUCGACCGCACGCGCGCGCACGCUGGCCGCGUCUUCACCGCGCUCCUCUACAAUGACCCCCCGAUAGACAACAUCCCGGACCAUGAAGCGCUGAAGCGCAUCUUCCCGCCCGCCUCGUGCGAGCCGGACGCGGGGGACGCCCCGGGCGAGGCCGCCGCCCCGGGCGCGGUCCCGGGCGCCAGCGAGAGCUCCGGGGUGGUGCUGUGGCUGUUCCCGGGACACACGAUGCCGCGCUUCGUGCAGCUGCUGCGCUUCCCGGCGUACCGCUACCACGUGAUCAAGGGGCUGGUGGUCAGCGCGGGAGAGCUCACCGAGAGCUUGGUAAAGCACACGACGCAGUCCCUGUUCGCGUUCCUCAACUCGCUGCACGCGGAGCCGGCCGUGCUGCGCAGCGUGUGCGCCGACGUCACGCAGGUGUUCGCCGACAACCUGCACGUAAAACGCAUCACGGGGCCCAUGUUCAACUUCCUCGACCGCCUCUUGAGCUCGGGAUCCAUAUCACCAAUAUUAGAAGAUCCCGAGUCGACGUUCGCGAAGGAUAUAUUGAAAUACUUACAGUUGGAACUCAGAGGAGGCAAAAAUAUAUAUAAGCUACUGGAUUCCAUCAAUGUUUUGUGUCAACUCAUUCAGGUGCCGGGCGUGUGCGGCGCCGCGCUCGGGCAGCUCGCCAUCUACCUGUGCUACAGCGACCGCUACGUGCGCCGCUGCGCCGCCGCGCGCCUCUACGAGGCGCUCGCGCUCUACGGCGACGCCUGCGUGCCGCCCGACGACCUCGACCAGGUAAUGAACACGCUGGCGGAGACGGACUGGGAGCGCGCCGUGCCGGAGCUGCGGCCGGUGCGCGACCGCCUGUGCGACCUCAUGGCCAUCAAGCGCCCCGUGCUCCGGCAGAAGCCCACAAAC